GUAUGUAUGUAUGUACAUACAUGCGUUGCAUCGGAGGUUCCCUGCAUGAAACAAGUUGUAAAUGGUUGUAACUUGCAGAAACAUGUUUGUAUGAGCACCUUUCCUGAAACCACUUGAAACCCUCAAUGCCUAUGAUCCUAUAACGUUGUAAACAAGGUUUUGAAAGUACCUAAUACCUCGAAGAAAACGUUUAAAAAAUAAUUCAAAAGCUCACAAUCAGUGAAAAGCGUAGCGAGGUUCAUAAGCACACUGACAUAUCCAAUUCGUCCUGAUAUAACCUUAAAAAUGUUUGACGCACGCGAAGAAAUUAUCAGAGAACUGUCAUCGUGUGAAUUGACGUACAACAGCCUACAGUGUAAACAUUUUGCGAGGAAUAUCAACAGCACAGCUGUCAAAAUUGAAUUGAAUAAAAUUUCAUAUUUAUCCAGGACAUGAAUAUCGCAACUGUGAUAGAAGUUUUGGAAAGUUACCAUGGAAGGGAUAAGGUGUUGAGAUUACUGACGUACUUAGGCAAGCUAACUUCUGGAAUUGCCUCAUCCCAAAAUGUCGCGAUCAAGUCACAAAUUUUCUCUAACCAAAUUAGUGGCUGUCGUGUCAUGUUGCGGCUAUUAGAUGAUAUUCCCAUGCUGCAUCACGUCGUCAGCUAUGGUUUGGGCAAAGCGGAACCUGACUGGGUUAUUAGAUGGGCCAAUCUGUUGAAAAACUUGUUGGAUGUAAUUUUCAGCCCAAUUGAACAUAUCUGCUGGGCUGGAGAAUGCAAAAUUUUAUCAGUAAACGUUGCGUCGUUGGACCUUGUCACUACUUGGUGUUGGGUGAUUUCUCUUUACCUGUCUCUAGUAAAGUCACUAAGAAAAGUGAUCCAAUUAGAAAAGCAAAAGGUUUGCUUACAACAGUCUGAGAGCAACAUUGGGUUAGCGUCACGCAUGUUGGAUGUACAACAACGUGACGAGUCACUGUCUUGCCUAAGGUUAAUCUUGGACCUGAGCUAUGCAGUGAAUUACUUGCCAUCUGGAGUUUUAUGGGGAGGCAAACUCAAGACAUGGCAUGUGGGAGUGUUUGGGACUGUCUCAUCAUUAAUAGUACUGUACCAGAUGUUCAGUAAACGUACAGUGUCAAAAAACAUGAUUGGUAAUGCAAGAUACAACGGGGUAGUUACUUAUCAAGAACACUUUUUAUUGUUUUCAACGACUUGGUUUGCAUUACACAUUAUGCUUCCACAAGGAUAUAUCUAACGGGAAAAGGCUAAAGCGUUAUAGAG
This is a messenger RNA of Neodiprion virginianus, 1258 nucleotides long. RefSeq names its product peroxisomal membrane protein 11C (gene Pex11c). The coding region runs from base 432 to 1232 and encodes 266 amino acids. Gene Ontology annotation, biological process: peroxisome fission. Gene Ontology annotation, cellular component: peroxisomal membrane. The record is from RefSeq and is a predicted model, not a curated record. NCBI's taxonomy places the organism in Eukaryota, Metazoa, Arthropoda, Insecta, Hymenoptera, Diprionidae. The transcript is spliced from 6 exons.